UGUUCCUUUAAGUGCGCAGGAUCAGAUCACGGUGACGCUCUGCCUCUCGCGCCUGCCGCAGCCUAAUGAGCCUCGCCUCUUACUGCAGUCUCACAACAAAACAAAAGGCCUUAAAAUCCGCGACAUAUGUUAAGAAACGAUAGACCAGCGCAACCAAAAUGACGGAGACCACUAAAACACAUGUCAUUUUGCUGUCAUGUGGAAGUUUCAACCCCAUCACGAAGGGACACAUUCAUAUGUUCGAAAAAGCCAGAGCGUACCUACACAAGACUGGACGAUUCAUUGUGAUUGGGGGUAUCAUCUCACCUGUACAUGAUUCCUAUGGCAAACCGGGCCUUGUCUCAAGCAGACAUCGUCUCACCAUGUGUCAGCUGGCAGUUCAGUCUUCUGAUUGGAUCAGAGUGGAUCCUUGGGAGAGCUAUCAGGACACCUGGCAGACCACUUGUAGCGUUUUGGAGCAUCACCGAGACCUAAUGAAGAGAGUCACAGGAUGCAUUUUGUCCAACGUCAACACACCUUCCACAACCCCUGUGAUUGGUCAACCCCAAAAUGGGACGUCUCCUAUUUAUCAAAACACAGUCAACAAGUCUGUAGCUAUUAAGCUUUGGGGAAAGAUGAGCGAAAGUCUGGGUAAAAUCUGCUGUGUUCGCCCACACAUGGAACGUUAUACCUUUGUUGAUGAAAAUGCCAACCUUGGUACUGCAAUGCGCUAUGAGGAAAUCGAGUUGCGUAUCCUGCUCCUUUGUGGCAGUGAUCUCCUGGAAUCUUUCUGCAUCCCCGGCUUAUGGAAAGAAAGUGAUAUGGAAGUGAUUGUGGGGGAUUUUGGGAUAGUGGUGGUUCCUCGGGAUGGAGUUGACACAGAAAGGAUAAUGAACCAUUCAUCAGUGCUCCGCAAGCAUAAGGACAGUAUAAUUGUGGUAAAGGAUGAAAUCGAUCACCCGAUGUCAGUCGUCAGUUCCACCAAGAGCAGACUGGCUCUUCAGCACGGUGACGGUCACGUGGUGGAAUACCUGAGCCAGCCCGUCAUCGACUACAUCCUGCAGAGUCAGCUCUACAUCAAUGCCUCUGGAUAGGAUGGGGAAGUCCACUUCCGAGCCGUCAGUCAUCCCUGUCUGUCUCUCUGUGUGUAAUCUAGAGUAUAAUCCUCCUGUGCUACCACUGCUUUUCCAUGUAGAGGAGCAUUAAUCUGUCCUCCCCUCUUACCCGUGUCUCAUUGGGAUGUACAGCACUGUGCCUGAGGGAUCUGCUCCACCAAUCAGCUUUAAGGGACUGGGUGGGCUUAGGUGCCCAAUAGGAGGAAAAGGAGAAAGCCUCGAUACCACUAUGACAGAAAAAGAGUGUUUUUGAUUGAAUUAGAUAAUUCAUUGCCUGCUAUAAUGUCAGUCUUUGCUGUUGAUUUAAUAGUCUCUGUACUUGUAGUUGCAUGCCUAAAGGUUUUCUUUCAGCGCAUGAGUGUUUAAAACACCACGUAGACUGUAGUCUGUGGUUACAGUGUUUGAAAAAAAAAACUGUGCUUUGACUCAUCUCAUCUUUAAAUACAUUUUCUACUCAUCCUUCAACUGUAUGUACAGAGAUCAUCUCAUAUGCUGUAUUAUGGCUCAAUGUUUUGUCUUCAAUGUGCAUUCACGUAUACGUGGAGUAUUUGCUUGCACAUUAAAGAAUGCGAUUUCAUUUCCUUUGCUUUCGUGCACAUUUACUUCUCACAGAGCUCCUUUGCUUAACAUUAACUUGCUAGCAUGCCACGGAUGUGGUGUCUAGUGAAGCCAGUCACUGCCUGUGAAUCAAACCAUUCGUUUCAGGAUGAGAUUCCUUGCACUUUGUUUUGUGAGAUCGUUCGAGCUUUCUGUUCAGACAAGAAAAAAAAAAAUGCUUUUUAAUUAUAGCUACUUUUUUUUUUAAAGCCGUUUGAUGGUUGGAACAUUAUUAUUUGAGCUGCUGCACAUCUAACACAACCUUUAUAAAGGAAUCAACGUUUAUUUGAUCUGAGCAAUAACAGGUUCAGCGAAUUCUGUAAAUUGUGCAUAAAUGAUUUUGAGCGGCUUUGUGAGUUUAUGGGAGGCUCCGGCUUUAUGAUAUGAAGAAGACUUCUAUAUAUUACUGUGAUUAUUGUUUUACAUAUGAUAAUGCUUUAUAAGUCUCCGGUAAAACAUGAUGAUUCAUUUUAAACCAGAGACUCUUUAAAGUAAAAGCCAGAAUUUGAAUCUUUAAAUAUGUAAAGCCUAUGAAAAUACUGAGACUGUAACUUUAUUAGACAUUCCUUGUGUAACCACUUCAUACCCAGCGUUUACUUUACUGUACCUCAUAUGCUGAUGGUUAUGUUCGUUAAUGACACAGACAUUAAAGGAGAAAUAUAAUACCCCCAUUUCAUAUUUUGAAUGGAUUAUAUUUCUCAAAUAAACAGAGAAUUAUUAAACACACACUGAUACCUCACUGUUUGUUUAGCAACAUAAAUGCAUGAAUUUUGUUUUCAUUUUCAUUGAGCAGUAACCAUAGCAACUGGUAUAUGAGGAAUCACUAGAAGAUGUAAUUCUCUCUCGACGUUAAUUCAUUAAACAAUAGUGGGAAACACAACACAAAUGAUAUAUUUUUUCAUGCUGUAUUUUUCUGUAGCUCUACA
Molecule: messenger RNA, 2617 nt
Organism: Carassius auratus (goldfish)
Lineage: Eukaryota; Metazoa; Chordata; Actinopteri; Cypriniformes; Cyprinidae
Product: nicotinamide/nicotinic acid mononucleotide adenylyltransferase 2-like
Exons: 11
Coding region: 159-1073 (304 amino acids)
Biological process (GO): NAD+ biosynthetic process
Cellular component (GO): Golgi apparatus
Molecular function (GO): nicotinamide-nucleotide adenylyltransferase activity; nicotinate-nucleotide adenylyltransferase activity
Source: RefSeq, a predicted model, not a curated record